UUUUCGUAGGAUGUCUUUCGGUCUCUGUAAUGCUCCUGCCACCUUCAUGAGGUGCAUGAUUGCCAUUUUUGAAAAAUACAUUGGCCACUUCAUGGAGGUAUUCAUGGAUGACUUCUCUAUUUUUGGGGAAACGUUUGAAAAAUGCCUUGAAAACCUGGAAAAAGUACUUAUCCGCUGCAAGGAAACCCAUUUAGCCCUAAGUUGGGAGAAAUGUCAUUUCCUUGUGAAAGAGGGUAUAGUACUUGGACACAAGGUGUCAAGUAACGGGGUAGAGGUGGACCGUGCAAAAAUUGAGACGAUAGAGAAACUUCCUCCACCAACCACGGUAAAAGCCAUCCGCAGCUUCUUAGGACACGCGGGCUUUUAUCGUCGUUUUAUAAAGGAUUUCUCUAAAAUCGCAAAACCUCUCACCCGGUUACUUGAAAAAGAUGCGGUUUUUAUAUUCUCUGAUGAAUGUCACCAUGCUUUCCAAGCACUUAAAACACAACUGAUCAAUGCACCGGUGCUUGUGGCCCCAGAUUGGAGUUUACCCUUUGAACUCAUGUGUGACGCUAGUGACUUAGUAGUGGGGGCCAUUCUUGGUCAAAGGAAGGACAAGAACUUCCACCCAAUCUACUACGCUAGCAAAACUCUGUCAGGGCCACAACUCAACUACACUACCACCGAAAAAGAAUUCCUUGCUAUUGUUUGUGCUUUAGAGAAGUUUAGGACUUACAUCAUUCUUUCGAAGGUUAUUAUCUAUACCGACCAUUCGGCCAUUAGAUAUCUCCUCCAAAAGCAUGAUGCUAAGCCUAGACUGUUACGCUGGGUUCUUUUGUUGCAGGAAUUUGAUAUUGAAAUCAGGGACCGAAAAGGAUCUGCUAAUCAGGCAGCUGAUCACCUCUCGAGGUUAGAUGCCGAGUUAGCAGAAACUUUCGGAAAAUGCGAAAUUGAGGAACUUUUUCCUGCUGAGAGACUGAUGGCAAUAUCCGCCAAGGAACAAACACCGUGGUAUGCCGACAUUGCCAACUACCUUGUUGGUAAAGUCGAGCCUACUGAACUGACAAGGCACAUGAAAAGGCGGUUCCUAUCAGAAGCAAAGCACUAUUUUUGGGAUGAUCCAUAUCUAUUCCGAAUUUGUGCUGACCAGGUGGUGAGAAGAUGUGUUACUGAAGCUGAGGCAAAGGACAUUCUGGAGCAUUGUCACAGCGGUCCUACUGGGGGCCACUUCUCAGGGAAUAGAACCGCAAGGCGGGUUUUGGACUGUGGGUACUUCUGGCCCACGAUUUUUAAAGAUGCUAAUGAAUUUGUUUCCUCUUGUGAUAACUGUCAACGAAUCGGGAACAUUUCUGGGCGCAAUGAGAUGCCCCAACACUUUAUCUUACCUUGUGAGGUAUUUGAUGUUUGGGGCAUCGACUUUGUUGGACCUUUCCCAAGCUCAAGAGGAAACAAAUACAUUCUUGUGGCCAUUGAUUAUGUUUCUAAAUGGGUUGAAGCCCAGGCCUGUGUCACCAACGACUCUCGAGUAGUCGUGAAUUUUCUGAAAAAGCUCUUUACCAGAUUUGGUGUGCCCAGGGUUUUGAUCAGCGAUAGAGGGACUCAUUUCCACAAUGACCCAAUGGCUAGAAUUUUGGCCAAAUAUGGAGUCCAACAUCGAAGCGGAGUAGCGUACCACCCCCAGACUCAAGGACAAGUGGAGAACGCUAAUAGGGAUUUGAAGUCCAUUCUGGAGAAAACUGUUGCCCAGACCAGGAAAGACUGGUCGACUAAACUUGACGACGCUCUUUGGGCAUUUCGGACUGCUUACAAAACCCCGAUCGGAACCACACCUUUUCGCCUUGUAUACGGGAAGUCUUGCCACUUACCCGUCGAACUCGAGCAUAAAGCACUUUGGGCGAUGAAAAAUGUUUGUUUUAAACUAGAUGCUGCAGGGAAGGAACGAUUUUACCAGCUGAAUGAACUGGAAGAAUGGAGAGCGCAAGCUUUUCAUAAUUCCAAACUUUACAAGGAACGAACCAAACUCUACCAUGAUCAACACAUCAAGGCUCGUGAUUUCAAUGCUGGAGAUAAAGUGCUGUUAUUCAACUCCCGGUUGAAGCUCUUUCCAGGAAAGCUUAAGUCAAGAUGGUCCGGACCGUUCAAGGUCAUAAAAGCUUACCCCUACGGAACCGUUGAGAUUGAAGAUGCUAAUGGGGGUCCCUUUAAAGUCAACGGCCACCAACUUAAACUCUACCAUGGCGGCCCGAUUGAAAAAAGCAAGGAGAUUCUCUAUCUCCAAAAAUUUUGAACCAAAGGAGGACAUUCGUCAAGCUAGUGACGUUAAAGAAGCGCUCAUUGGGAGGCAACCCAACCAAAAAAAAAAAAAAAAAAAAAAAAACUAACCCAAAAAUAUUUUACUUUGUUUAUUUCUUGCAGAUGUCUGGAGGAAGACGUGACGAUCCCAUUUUCGAGGAGCCACCACUAGGACGGGAAGACCCGCCGCCACAGCCUGAUAUCCCCUUUGCUACUAUUGCUGAUCGCAGACGCUUCCAGGCAUGGGGGCAAUACCGCACACUCCUUCCUCCCAUGAUCCUGGACCCGACGAUGCUAGAGGAAUGGGGGUACUGGGAUGACAUUGAUGCCCUGCUAGGAGACUCUUUAUGGCGGAGGAUUCUAUUCGUUCAGGAGAGGGCCAGCCUUCCAUUGACGAUGGAGUUUCUGUGCUCCGUUCAGUUCACUCAUUACGGACAGGCUGUGCAGGAGGGUGCUGUUAUUGGGUCAGAGUCUCGGAUGAGGUUUACUAUUCUAGGCAUGGAGCACUCCAUCACUGUGGCUGAGCUCGGAUGGAGGAUGGGGCUCUAUACCCCAGCAUACACACAGACUGAGGAGUUCCGUGCUCUUCCGACCCGCUUACCCGAGGCAUUUGACAUUGAUGAGUUCUGGCACAGACACUCCACAGACACCAGAUCAUUUCUCCGGAUGCACCCCCAUUCGAACAAAUGGAGGGAGACUCACUGGUACAUACUCUCGUUCGUACUUUCUUGUGGUUUUUUUUGGACGACCUAACAACACAAACAGGUUGUCCAAAAAGGACAUACUAUUCUUUUGGAGUUUGAUUCACCGCAUCCCGGUGAAUAUGGCUGUCCUUAUGGCUCGUUUCUUCCGGAGCCAGGGGAAGACUGUGCGGCGCACUAUCCAGGCAGGGCCUUUCAUCACUACUCUCGUUAGAUCAUUCUACCCAGAUCUAGACAUUCCAGGACUAGUGCACUUACAGGAUAGCAUCCGCGUUCUUCGAUCCUCAUCCUUUACCAACAUGAGGAUCAAGAAGAAGCGGAACACUCAGGAGCUCCCAGGUAUUGAGCAGCCGACCCAGCAGAGUAGUUCUUCUCGACCCUCAGGACAUGAGGGAUCUAGCGAGCCCUUUUCAUACAUGCCUAGCGCCGCAGAUUGGAGAGCGAUGAUGGAUGGGAUGAGGAGUCUACAGACCUCAGUCUCAGAGAUGCGGGUUGCACAGGACAGAGGAUUCCAGGAGAUGCGAGAUGCGCAUGAGACGGCCCUGGGAGAGUUCAGAGACUUUCGAUUAGCUCAGGAGAGAGCCACCCGGGAUAUGCAGGCGGAGCUAGAGACCCAGAGGCUAGAUAUUGAUGAGAUGAGAGAUUGGCUUAGGCCACACUAUGGCCCCCAGGAUGGCGCAGGCGAUGUUUAGAUUUGCUUCUUCCUUAACAUUUUUAUCAUGUUUGUUUGUUCUUCAGGUUGGACAUUGCGCUGCUCUUUUGACUUGAAUGCUCUUACAAACUGACUAUGGAUGAUGUAAGGAUUUUAAAAAACCAUUUUACUCCUGUUUCAUUAUUCCUCUUCACAAAAUCUUUUCAAAACUCAAGUGUGAGGAAAGAACCAAAAAAAAAAAAUGUGCCUUUAUUUCCCAAUUUUGUGCCUCAAAAGAAGACCUCGAGGGCGAGGUCCAGCUCAAGUGUGAGGAGGUUGCGUUUUACACUCAAAAGUCAAAACCUUGUUUUAGAACAAUCUUUUUACUAUUUUUGAUAUGAAACAUUAAUUUCUCAAUUUGUUAUCAAUUCACAAAAUAGUUUAGAAAAUCACCCUUAUUAUAAGAAUUUACUAUUAUUAUUAUUUUUGAAAACUUAAAAUUGUUAUGGGUUUUUGGUUGCGAAUGUAAAGGUCUGAAUUUGUUUUAAUUGGACAUUCAUUUUAUUCAUUAAAAAAAUGUUACUAUUAAUAAACCUCUUCAAAACUCAUUGUUAUAGGACAAUUCCAUCUCCGAAAAGGGGCUCUGUUUCAUUCGUUAAUCACAGUCUGUGAGAAUGAAAUAUGCAUUUACCAUGGGAUAACACCGCCAACAAGAGUGAAAAAGAGCAAAAAAAAAAAAAAAAAAAUUGGUGAACAAGAUGAAUGUCCAAAUUAGAAUAAUGAAAAUCUUGGGAUAAGGAAUUGAUUGGUGGUUUAACAUAAUAAAUAGUUUUUCUUAAGUAAUACUAAUUUUAAAUUCUUGUAUUUUGGGUGAUUUUUCUAAAAUGUUUAAAGAUUAAGAAUAAAAAGAAGAGGUUUUUGUUUCUACUUCUUUAAAAUAGCAAUUAGAUUGUAAUACAGUUAGGCUUUACCUUUUGAGUGUGUUUACAACUAAUUCGUCGCUUGAGGACAAGCAACGCUUAAGUGUGAGGAGAUUGAUAAGUCCAUUUUUGAACUUAUUUUUCUUAUCAAAUUUAAGCGAUUUUUGAAUGAAAAUAGAAAGAAAAGACACAUUUUAUAUAUUUCGGUUCAAGUUUCAUGAAAUCAGGUAAAAAUCACAUCCAUAAUAUGUUUAGCGGGAUUUCGGGUCAAUUGAGCACAAAAUGAAUCAAUUUGAGUGACAAAUGCAUGUAUACUGGAAGAAGCAAGCAUUUUAUCAAGGUGAUUCAGAAGACAAAAAUGAAGAGCAGGAAAAGCCGCAUCUGCCAGACAAAAAUGGCAGAAGGCGCCCAAAUAGGCGCCCAAAAUGGAGGCCUUCGCGACCGCCUACGGAAAAAAUCAGAAGUCAACCUCGCUUUGACUCGGGACCAGGAAAAGACCGAAGGCUACCGACACUGGACAGAAGGCGGCCGCCUACGGUGGCCGCCUGCGGCACAAGGGGACGAAACCAACCACCGGUCGGCCAGACAGGACGGCAGGCGGCCAGACAGGACGGCAGGCGGCCGCCUGCUGGACCGCCUGCGGCGGCCGGGAUCCGCCGGGAUCCGCCGCGAUCCGAUUUGACAAUGAAAAGACGGCAGGCGGCCGAUGUGUGACGGAAGGCGGCCGCCCUCUGUGGCCGCCUACGGCUGACGGGGACCGGCCACCGACCGCUGUCGGCGACGAAGACGGCAGGCGGCCGGAGAGAGGCGGAAGGCGGCCGCCUGGUUGGCCGCCUUCGGGGAAAUUUCUCCUAUAAAUAGCCCGAUUUUUCCUCAACUCAAACACACCUCUUCCAACCCUAAAUCAGUUCAAAACACCUUCUUUCUUCCUCCAUUUUCGAGCUCCAAAGGGUUUAGAGAGAGAGAGAAACUUCAAAUCUUCAUAUCUUCUUCAUUUUAGCUCCAAAUUGUUUAUUCUGAGCUCAAACAGGUCCAAGAAUAUUUUAGGGACCAUUGGUGAACAUCACAAG
This is a messenger RNA of Cuscuta epithymum, 5593 nucleotides long. NCBI's taxonomy places the organism in Eukaryota, Viridiplantae, Streptophyta, Magnoliopsida, Solanales, Convolvulaceae. The record is from the annotation of a GenBank genome assembly.